GUGGGGUCUUUUGUAUCCACUGCGCAAGCAGCCUUUGUGACUUUUCUUAAGGAGGUAAAGAAUUUCAGCUGUUAGGAGGGACCCAGACUCCGCCUCCUCGGGGACCUGACUGGCAAACUUCAUCACUCUCCCAGGAUGGCAGCCGUUGAUCUGAGCCAUGAUCUUUCUAGAGAUCCUUUUUAUCUGCCUGAGGAAAAAACAGAGGCAGAAAGGAUGGUGGCUGUCUGGCUGAAAAAUUAUCAACAGAUUGCAGUGACCUUCGAGGAUGUGGCAGUGGACUUCACCCAGGAGGAGUGGCUAUUACUGGACCUUACUCAGAGAAACCUAUACAGAAAUGUGAUGCUGGAGAACUACCAGAACCUGGUAGCAGUAGAAUAUCAACUGUCGAAACCUAAGCUGAUCGCUUGGUUGGAACAAGAGUUGAGGACAGUGGAG
Lontra canadensis (Northern American river otter) is the source of this 435-nucleotide messenger RNA. Its product is annotated as zinc finger protein 426-like. The record is from RefSeq and is a predicted model, not a curated record. Gene Ontology annotation, biological process: regulation of DNA-templated transcription. NCBI's taxonomy places the organism in Eukaryota, Metazoa, Chordata, Mammalia, Carnivora, Mustelidae. The annotation marks the transcript as partial. The transcript has 5 exons.